Messenger RNA from Dufourea novaeangliae, 1242 nucleotides. RefSeq names its product protein prune homolog (gene pn). The record is from RefSeq and is a predicted model, not a curated record. Gene Ontology annotation, cellular component: cytoplasm. The transcript is spliced from 6 exons. Gene Ontology annotation, molecular function: exopolyphosphatase activity. Bases 4 to 1137 code for a protein of 377 amino acids. Lineage: Eukaryota; Metazoa; Arthropoda; Insecta; Hymenoptera; Halictidae.
AUCAUGGAAUCGUUCCUUUCAGCGUCGAAGAAAAGCUUGUCAAACUUAUCGGUCUACAAAAAAGUCCGUAUCGUCCUGGGUAACGGCACAUGCGAUUUAGAUUCUGCCGUGUCCGCCUUGGCUCAAGGUUAUUCCGAAUAUCUUGGUAAAAAGAAAAACGCCGAAACAGAUAUGGCGGUGAUACCGUUAAUGAACAUAUUCGAGAGGGAAUAUCGCGUUAAAACGGAAGUGAUAUACUUUCUGAAUCAUCACAACAUCCCCACGAGUCUAUUGACAUUUCGGGAUCAGAUAGAUUUAAAAGGGUUGAAAGACGAGGGUGUUGUUACUCUAGAAACCAUACUCGUCGAUCAUCACAGCCUCCCGGACGAGGAUGCUUUUCUAACGGACACUGUGAUCGAGGUCAUCGAUCAUCGACCGCGUGAUGCGAACUGGCCUUGGCUCAAGAGUAAAGUGCACAUAGAAACUGUGGGCAGUUGCGCCACUCUGGUGGCAAGAAAUAUUCUCUCCAAACAUCCGGAUGUCGUGGACCCCGUUCUGGCGAGUUUUUUACGAGGUCCGAUCUUGAUCGAUACAUGUAAUUUCUCGAAGGAGGCAGAUCGCGCCACUUCCACUGACGUCCAAGUGGUGGAACAACUGGAAACGAUCGGUCGACUAAGUAUCGCUCGAAAUGUCACGUUCGAUGAAAUUAUCCGUGCAAAAACCGAUAUCAGCGAAUUAACUCCCGAUGAUCUUUUAAUCAGAGACUUGAAGGUUGCCGCAGGGGUGCCAAUCGUUGGAUUACCAAUUCUGGUCAAGAAUUUCGUCGAAUUAGAAAAUGUGUUCGAGGUUCUUCGAAAGUUCGCUGUGUCUAGAGACACCACGAUCGUCGUAUUGCUCGGGAUGCAAGUGAUUACUGAGAAAUUGUCUCGAGAUGUCGGUAUUUUUUCACUGACUACCGACGAAUUGAAAACGAAGAUGAUGGAAGCGCUCACGUUAUCCGCAGAAUCGUCACUGGACUUGACGUUGACAACGGAAAUCGAAGAUAAAAGUGGUGGUGAUGCCAGCUUAUCGUUGUAUACACAGGGAAAUUUACGAGCCACCCGGAAACAAAUACUGCCGAUCGUUCGGAACACGAUGACGUCACAGUGUCGAUGUUGAGAGGAAAUAUUCUAAAGCAUUACUUACGUCUUUGGACGUUGGAAACCACUGACCGCGCAUCGCCAAAAAUUGUAAUUAAUAGUAUUCAAGAUAUCUGGUAAUCAA